Molecule: messenger RNA, 483 nt
Organism: Lindgomyces ingoldianus
Lineage: Eukaryota; Fungi; Ascomycota; Dothideomycetes; Pleosporales; Lindgomycetaceae
Exons: 2
Coding region: 1-483 (160 amino acids)
Source: RefSeq, a predicted model, not a curated record
AUGCCCUACCUCGUCCUAAUUCCCCACGCAAAAUCCCCCGAACAACCCUACGUCAUUGAGAAUAAAGCCGCCGCCUCCUACCUCCAAUUCUUCAGUGCCUGGGGUUGGCCUAUUUGCAGUGUCCGACUUAACAAUACCGACCCGGAACUUCUGGCUGCGAUGGCGAAGGACAAGGAGCUUAAGCGGCAGGAAUGGCGGGAUCUUUGGAAAGAGGAGGUUGUUCGACGGUGGGAAGAAUUACGCAAGGAGACGAAGGAGAGGAGGAAGAGGGAGAAGGAAAAUGGGGAGAGGGUGUGCGAUAGAGUGUUGGAGAUGCAAAGGGCGUGGGCGAAGUAUUUAGAGCGGGGGAAUAACGGAUUUAAUGGGAUGGGUGCUAGUGCAGUUGAUAGUGAAAGAGAUAAGAAGCAGAAACAAUGCUCAGUUUUCAUGGAAGGAGAAGAUAUUUUCAUAGACUGGCUCAAUUUGACAUUGGGAGGUAUCUAA